AUGGCCAGAGAAGCCAUGGUCGCGGCCUCCACGCUGUCUUUGAAAGACGCUCAGCGAUGUUUCGACAAGGAGCGGCAAUCCUUCCUGCGCGACCUGGAGACGUUGCGCCAGCAGUUGGUCAAGAAGGACCAGAGUGCUGCUCGUGCGGCGGCAUCAGCGAGUACGCACACGAUUCAGCUCAAGCGCGAGAUCGCUACUCUACAAACAGCAGUGGAAGCUGUAGAAGCAGAACGCGAUAAAUGUCAAGAGCACUUCGCACAUACAAGCUCGUUACUAGAGACAGCACUAGACCAACGACAAGAGGAUCAAGCCAAAGUUUUCCGCCUUAACGAGACACUACGGACAUUAGAGAAGAAACACGAGGAAACAGUAGAAUUGGUCAAGAAAGAGGCAACAUCUAACGUGCGAGCAACUCAAGAAGAACGUCAAGCCUUACGUGCUAGAGUUGAGCACCUGAGAGGAAAGUUAGAGACCGAGCGAAAGGAAUGGGAAAAUGCUCACCGUCCAGUGGCGAAUGAGCUGCAAAAAUGCAAAACGAGGUUACAGCUGGUCGACAAGGAACUGCAAGAUGCUCGCUACCGAGAGCGCUCGAGUUUUCAGUUAAAGGAGAAAAUGAGUGCUGAGGUUACUUUGUACAAGCGGAAAGUAGCUGAUUUGGGGACAGCGUUGCAGGAGGCUUUGCACGCGAAGAGUGAGCUAAAGGCGGAACACACAUUACUGGUGCGGCAUAUGAAGGACAAGUGGCGAGAGGUGUUGCGAAAUCAUCAGCACUCGAAAGAGCAGCUGAUGAUGUUGCAGGAAGAUUACAAUGGUUUAUUCCGGUCACGCACGAGUAUUGAACGACAAAAUGAGCAGCUUUAUCAGACCAUGAGGCAAUUGAAAGCGCGGCACGAACAAAUAAUGAAGGAGAAAGAAGAAGAGUGCUGGGAAAUUGAGAAGAAAAAGAAGAAGAUGAGCGUCACGUGCCCGCAAUGUUUAAAGACUUUCGAGCAAAAACAACUGGAUGAGAACAUCAAGUUGGAUGCAGUUCGGGAACAAACACGACUCGAAGUUACCAAGAAUCUGGAGCUUGAGCGCUGGGAUCGCUUUCAGGAAGUGAACAGCAAAUAUUUAGAGACAAACAAACAAUUGCAGACUGCUAUCGAGGAGUGCGAGCUGUUACGCGGUAAAUGUAAGACAGUUACUGCUCAGCAUCAAGGUCUUCAAGGAAAGGAGCAAAAGUUACUGAGCAUGCUGAAGGAAGCUCAAGAUAAGGUGCAAGACAUGAGUGCAAAGCGAGAAGAAGAGACUCAGCAGAUGGAAGGGACGAAGAAAACGAUGCAGGACUUGGUUGAGAACUUGACAAACUUGACCGCAGUCACAGCAGACCAAAGCAAGAAACUUCAGGAACUUGAAGCUGCUCGGUUGCAAGAGGAACAAAUUCGUAACCUUGAAGCCGAUAAAAAGUCUAUUGCACAAGAUCACGAGCAGCUCACCCAUCGAUAUGAAGAGUUUGUCGCGCAGUAUGAGAUACUAAAGCAAGAAAAGUCAAAGCACUGGAACGAGAUUGUACAAGCGCAAUUAAGUGCCAACCUGUUGAUUGAGGUACGCAUUUAUGGCUACAAAAGAAGAGGUUGA
This is a messenger RNA of Phytophthora infestans T30-4, 1617 nucleotides long. RefSeq lists its product as uncharacterized. The record is from RefSeq and is a predicted model, not a curated record. The transcript has 4 exons. NCBI's taxonomy places the organism in Eukaryota, Oomycota, Peronosporomycetes, Peronosporales, Peronosporaceae. The coding region runs from base 1 to 1617 and encodes 538 amino acids.